Molecule: messenger RNA, 2170 nt
Organism: Sitodiplosis mosellana (orange wheat blossom midge)
Lineage: Eukaryota; Metazoa; Arthropoda; Insecta; Diptera; Cecidomyiidae
Product: zinc carboxypeptidase-like
Exons: 5
Coding region: 477-1859 (460 amino acids)
Biological process (GO): proteolysis
Molecular function (GO): metallocarboxypeptidase activity; zinc ion binding
Source: RefSeq, a predicted model, not a curated record
AUGUAAAAUCGUCUCGAAUGUCGCAUCAUCUCUCACCGACUAAGCGGUGUGCGUACAAAAUGUAAAAUAGAUAAGAGAGGUUGGAAUUUUUUCACUCUUUUGCCAUUACAUUCUCGUCGAUUGCACACGCUGUACUGUGAACCAAGUGUGUUCUCCGUUGUUUUGUAUCAAGCACAAAAACAAUACAAUUGUAGAGAAAUAUAAAAAGGCAGAGAAGAAAAAACAAGAAAUUAUUGUCGUUGCCGUCGUGAAUAAUAAAAACACAUUGCUCAAUAAAAAACAGAUUCACAGAGAGUGUUUGAACGGUUUUCUUAUCGCACACAAUAAAAACCUUAAAUAUAUGCAAGUGAAUCAGUCAAUUGUGAUCGAAAUUUUUGGUAUAUUUUUCAUUACGACGUGCUGAUUUCAUCGCCAGUAUACGAGUUACAGCAGAACAGUGCGAACGUGUCGAGUGGAAUAGAGAGUGAAAAAAUAGAAUGUUGCGAAAGACAGCGAUUUUUUGUGUGAUCGCGUUCAUUUGUUCAGCAAAUGGACAAGAAAACAAGGCCCGAUAUGAUAAUUAUCGAUUGUAUCGUGUGCAAUUGAAAACGGAAGAUCAAGUAAAAGUUUUUAAAGAGCUUGAGAAUCGUAGUGAUUGUUACAGUUUUAUAGGCCAUGCACGUGAACCAAACCAAAACCUAACCAUUUUGGUUGCGGCGCAUAAAAUUGCCGAGUUGACGGAUAUAAUUGCUGAUUACAAAGUUGGAUUCGAAAUAUUGAAUUACAAUUUCCAAGCGAAUAUCGAUGCAGUAGAGAAGAAUGUCAAGCCAGCCAAUACAUCGGCGAAUGACUUUGACUGGCGAAAUUAUUAUCAUUUGGAAACGAUUUAUGCAUGGCUUGAUCAUCUAGUUCAAAAAUACAGCACAAUUGUUAAGCCGUUGGAAGUCGGAAGAAGCUACGAAGGUGUUCCCAUAAGAGGUGUGAAAUUGUCGCACAAAGCCAACAACACGGCCAUUUUCAUCGAAGGUGGAAUACAUGCCAGAGAAUGGAUCUCUCCAGCUACUGCGACUUUCAUUUUGGACAAGCUAUUGACGUCGGAAGAUAAGGAUAUAAUGGAUAUUGCACAAAAUUUCGAUUGGAUUUUCUUCCCGGUUAUCAAUCCGGACGGUUACAAGGCAACGUUUGAAAAAGAUAGAAUGUGGCGAAAGACGAGACAACCAUUUGGCUUGUGUCGCGGUACUGACUUGAACCGAAAUUGGAACAGUCAGUGGAAUAAAUCGGGUUCAAGCUCUGACCCAUGUGCCUAUGAUUACGCUGGGCCACGCGUGUUCAGCGAACGGGAAUCGGAACAAUUGUCAAAGUAUCUGGAGAGUAUUGUGAAGCCACAACGCGUUCAAACAUACAUCAGCUUACACUCUUACUCACAAUUGCUCAUGUUCCCAUAUGGUUAUACCAGUGACAGAGUAUCGAACUACGAAGAUUUGAAAGCAAUCGGUGAGAAGGCAGUUGCUGCAAUUAAAACCCGCUAUGGCACUAUCUACCGUUCGGGAAGUGUGUAUGAAACCAUUUAUCCAUCAUCUGGUUCAAGUCAUGAUUGGGCAUACACCGAAUUGAAAAUUCCAAUUGCUUAUACCUUUGAGCUGCGUGGCCCACCAACAAGCAUAGACAUGUUCAUCUUGCCAGCCGAACAAAUCGAACCAACCGGACUUGAGACUCUCGACGGAUUUGUUGCACUUUUGAAAGAAGCCAAAGCACGCGGCUACUACGAUAUUGAAAAGAUUGCCGCAAGUCAAACGGGAUCUGCAUCAUCUCGUCUCGAAAAUCUCAGCAUGAUCAAUGUAGCGAUUGCAUUGGUUAUUGCUUACUUUUUUGCGAAUUGAAUGCUUUGCUUGUGCACAACAACAUACUAUAUUGGACGUGACUUAUUUUUAUCUUGAAAAGGAGAGCUAUAAAACUUUCGCGAUUCCAAAUCAUCAUCCAAUCAAUAAAUAAUAUAUUCAACUAGAUAAAUUUAAUGAGUAAUGUAAGAAUUAUGGAAGAGAAUUUGAAUAACAAAUAAUAAUUUGAAAUAGAAAUAAAUUAUGAUAUCAUUGUAGUCGGUCUUUUCUAUAGCUGAGAUGAGACAUUAAGAAUGUUAUUUGUGAUCAUUUAAACACAAUAAAAUCAUCGGCUUCAUGAAAGUGUCACCAAA